Messenger RNA from Helobdella robusta, 1994 nucleotides. RefSeq lists its product as hypothetical. Gene Ontology annotation, biological process: regulation of exocytosis; protein localization to plasma membrane; protein secretion. Gene Ontology annotation, molecular function: GTP binding; GTPase activity. Bases 284 to 1063 code for a protein of 259 amino acids. NCBI's taxonomy places the organism in Eukaryota, Metazoa, Annelida, Clitellata, Rhynchobdellida, Glossiphoniidae. The record is from RefSeq and is a predicted model, not a curated record. The transcript is spliced from 9 exons. Gene Ontology annotation, cellular component: endosome; synaptic vesicle; plasma membrane.
UGAAACAUAUGGAAGAAAAUAGGCUCGAAGCAUGCCUGCGUGGAAAUAUAGACAAAAAUAACUUAUUUUAAUUAAUGGUGUAAAAGAACUAAAGCAAAAAAGUUUACAAUUAUAUAUAUAUAUACAUACAUUCAUUCAUACAUACAUACAUACAUAAAAAUAUACAUAAAUACAUACAUACAUACAAACAUACUUACAUACAAACAUACAUACAUACAAACAAAAUAUAUAUAUAGAGAGAUUCUUUUACUCAUCUUCAUCUUGGUCAGGGGCUGAAGCAAAGAUGAACUCCUACUCAAACCACCCAUCGUCAACACUCUCAAGUCAUCACACGUCAUCAUCGACGAUGACGUCAUCCUCCUCGGCCACAGCAGCCACAACACACGACCAGCAGCAGCAGCAGCAGCGACGACAUAAAGAUGCCGCCGAUCAAAAUUUCGAUUACAUGUUCAAGUUGUUGAUUAUUGGAAACAGCAGCGUCGGAAAGACCUCUUUCCUGUUCCGGUAUGCCGACAAUUCCUUUACCUCUGCGUUCGUCAGCACAGUUGGCAUCGACUUCAAGGUCAAGACUGUCUUCAGGCAAGAGAAAAGGGUCAAGCUGCAAAUCUGGGACACGGCGGGUCAGGAGAGGUACAGGACGAUAACAACAGCUUACUACAGAGGCGCCAUGGGCUUCAUCCUCAUGUAUGACGUCACCAAUGAAGAAUCAUUCAACGCCGUUCAGGAUUGGAGCACUCAGAUAAAGACUUACUCAUGGGACAAUGCGCAGGUUGUGCUGGUGGGCAACAAAUGUGACCUUGAAGAUGAGAGGGUCGUCUCCACGGAAAGGGGGAAGCAGCUUGCCCUUAACAUGGGUCUAGAGUUUUUUGAAACCUCAGCCAAAGAGAACAUAAGUGUGAAAGCAGUCUUUGAAAGACUUGUAGACAUAAUAUGCGACAAGAUGUCUGAAAGUCUAGACUCCGAGACAGUCGGCCAUACUUCCGGAACGUCGGCUAGCCAAUCAUCGUCCAAACAACUCCUGGAAAAACCCAACAACAAUAACAACAAAGGAUGUCAGUGUUGAAGUGAUGGGAAUGACGGUGAUGAUGAUGAUUAAUCUGGAACGGAAUAAAUUAUGAUAAUGAAACCUCUAACACACGUUACACGCACACACACGCACACACCAUACACACAAACCAUACACACACGCACACACACACACACAUUGAGAGUAUUGGUAAUGAUGAUGACGACGACGAUCGAGUAACAUUACGAAAUUAUUUUUAUCUAUUGCUUGACUGUUUGUUUGAAUGAAUGAAUGAAUGAAUGAAUGAAUGAAUGAAUGAAUGAAUGAAUGAAUGAAUGAAUGAAUGAAUGAAUGAAUGAAUGAAUGAAUGAAUGAAUGAACAAAUUAAUGAUGUUUUCAUUUAUUCAUCCAUUUAAUUUACUCAUUGAAUUUUCUUCAAUCCGUUCAUUAUUGGAUUCUUGUAAUCAAAAAAUAUUAAACCUCUAACACACACUACACACACGCACACACACACACGCACACACACACACACAUAUACAUACACAGCCUUGGUAAAUAGCUUAUUAUAUCAAUGUUCCAAUACAAUCAGAUGAGUGAACCUGCAUAUAUAUAUAUUGUUUAUUGUUUACCAUUUAUGUUUGUUACACGCACACGCACACACACACACGCACACGCACAUAUAUGUAUAUAUAUAUAUUAUAUAAUGUUUCUCAAAUUAGAUAGAUGUUGUUAUUUUACUCUCAUAACAAAUGGUACUAUAUUAUUCCUUUACUAAUUUUUCCAAUUGACAUUAACACUACUAACUACUGCUUUGUAGGAAUGGUGAACUGGCAUCUGAGCUGGAUGUAUUUUUAUGUAACGUUUUUCUAAUUAUAUAUAUUUUAUUUAUUUUUCAUAAUUCUACUUUUUAAUAUAAUCUAAUUAUAUAUAUAUAUAUUUUAUUUAUUUGUCAUAAUUCUACUUUUUAAUAUAAUCUAAUUAUAUAUAU